AUGGUCGACUACUCGCGCUUCGAGCACAUCGGGAGCAGCAGCGACGAGGACGAACAACCUGCGGAGCCCUGGGAAGCGCAGCAGCGACGUAUUCAGGAACGAAUGGCGGGGGGGGGGGGUUUCUUCGUGCCGACGACGAAAGAUUUAACGGCACCUCGACUUGAUCAGACGGGCUGGCGCCUCGACCUCCAUCCCGAGGACAUGGGCCGGGGGCUCAGACGCGUGUUCAGGCAGAACCCGCACACGUUCGAGCCCGUGGUGCACGAGCCGACGGGCACGGCGACGAUGUGGGGGCUGCCUGACGAGGACGACGAGGGCGGCGGCAUGGCGACGAUGAUGCGGCGCAUGUCGACGCAGUUCCUCUACAUGGACCGGGAGACGCCCGAGCAGCAGUUCGUGAACGUCCUCGUGGAGCGGAAGCGCGGCGCGCUCGCCCGGGGCCGGGACGAGGCCGCGCAGGGCCGGGACCUCGUCGUCCGCGUCGCGCUCGCGGAGUUCUGGCGCCGCAGCAGCUUCGAGGAGCUCGCGCCGUCCGUGUGGCGGCGCCUCCGCGUCAGCGGCGCGCUGAACCUGCAGCAGCUGCACGAUCGCGUCCUCGGCCCGGCCAUGGGCUGGGCGCGGAACUACCACGGCUACUUCUACACGGACUUCACCGAGGGCGCGGUCUGGUGCCCCCUCGGCGAGUGCAACGCGGUGGACAUGAUGCACGCGAGCCACCUCAUCGUCGGCGCGCUCGAGCCGAGCGAGACGACGCUCGGCGAGCUCCUCCGGGAGCCGGGCGACAGGAUUGGGUAUACCUACGACCUAGGGGACUUCUUCGAGCACGUCAUCACGUUGGAGGAGGUCGUCGACGCGUCCGCGUCGACGGGCGCGGUCGCCGUGCUGGGCGGCGCCAUGCGGUGCCCCAACGAGGACGGCGACGGCAACGCGAAGUACCAGGAGGAGGUCCUGGACCACUGGCUCGCCUGCGAGGGCGUCGUCGGCGACGUCCCGCCGCGCUUCGCCGUCGGCGACCGCGUCUCGUUCUUCGAGUCGAAGGAAUGCUUCGGGACGCCGACGUGGAGCGCCGCCGUCGUCGUCCAAGGUCCCUUCUGGGGCGGCGACCGCGCGUGGGCCUACCGCGUCCGCAAGGACGACGACGGCGACUUCUACUGCGUGCCGUGCGACCGCGACGACUUCGUGAAAUCGCUGGACCCCGGCUGGCGUCCGCCGGACGAGUCGCGGGAGCGCGCCGCGGCCCGCGCUCUCCGCGACGCGUGCUCGAAGCGCGUCGACGCCAUGAACGUCCGCCCGGGCGCCUUCGACCCGGCGGAGUUCGACCUCGAGGCGUGCCGCGCGCGCGUCCGCGACGCCAUCGGCUCCAAGGCCUCGGCCAUGGAGGGCGCGAAGCAGUCAACGGCGUCGAGGGCGGCUUCGCGCUGA
Aureococcus anophagefferens is the source of this 1422-nucleotide messenger RNA. RefSeq lists its product as hypothetical. The transcript has 2 exons. The record is from RefSeq and is a predicted model, not a curated record. Lineage: Eukaryota; Pelagophyceae; Pelagomonadales; Pelagomonadaceae. Bases 1 to 1422 code for a protein of 473 amino acids.